CAACAAUGCACCUGAUAGUGCCCCCAAUUUCUAACGUGACCCUCCUCGUGAUUAACAAAUCUCGAGUCAAAAUUCAACACGCCACUUUAAGCUCCAUUUAUAACCGCCAGAAUCCUCCUUAUAUAUGCUCCAAUCUCACAGGAACCAUUCACAACCUCAGAAGCAAUCGAGCUGUGCUCGAGAAAACCAUGGGAAGUGAAGGUUCUGAUCUGUUUGUGAAGCGAAAACCAAGGAUCCUUUGCCUCCAUGGAUUCCGAACAAGCGGAGAAAUCUUCAAAACACAGCUGAAGAAAUGGCCGGAAUCGGUUCAUGAGAAGGUCCAGUUCUUCUUCCCUGAUGCGCCGUUUCCAUGUAAUGGUAAAUCUGAGGUCGAAGGGAUUUUUGACCCGCCUUAUUACGAAUGGUUCCAAUUCAAUAAGGAUUUUACCGAGUAUGAGAAUUUCGAUAAGUGUCUUGAACAUAUCGAAGAUUUAAUGAUUAAGCAUGAGAUCGAUGGUUUGAUGGGAUUCUCGCAGGGUGCAAUUUUGUCAGCUGCCUUGCCAGGACUGCAAGCUAAGGGAUUGGCAUUGACGAGGGUACCAAAGAUUAGAUUUGUGAUAAUAGUCUCAGGGGCAAAAUUGAAAAAUCAAACAUGGGCUGACAAGGCAUAUUCGCUCCCCAUACAAUGUCCUUCUCUCCAUUUUUUAGGGGAAGCGGAUUUUUUAAAACCAUAUGGACUUGAACUUUUAAAAUCAGUUGAAGAUCCCAUCGUCAUUCAUCAUCCUAAAGGCCAUACCAUUCCAAGAUUCGAUGAAGAAGGGUUGGAGAAAAUGUUGAAAUUUAUUGAUAGAGUUGAAAAGAUUGUUUCUAACAAGGAAGAUGAUGUAGUCACAGUUUCGCAUGAAGAAUCAACAAUUGCUGCAUAAAUUUGUGAUGUUAAUGGUAUGGUUGUCACUAAUGUAUGACUUGUGAAACCAUAUGAUAUGAUAUGAUGCUUAUUUAUUAUAUAAUGAUAGAUUUGAAUAAUUAUUUGUUGAAAAUUCUAUAGCAAACAUCAGCAUACGAGUUGUAAAAAUGUUGGAUGUUAUUCUAUAUAUGUAACCGAGUAUUGUUGUCCCCCUAGAAUAUGACAUAAUAUAUUAACAAUAAUGACAUUUUACCUAA
Lactuca sativa (garden lettuce) is the source of this 1143-nucleotide messenger RNA. RefSeq lists its product as uncharacterized. Lineage: Eukaryota; Viridiplantae; Streptophyta; Magnoliopsida; Asterales; Asteraceae. The record is from RefSeq and is a predicted model, not a curated record.